AAUCACCAUCACGAUGACUUCCGUACCUACGAAUGCUCUUCAUAUUCCACCUUCUGAUGCAGUCUCAACGGUGAGGUUGAUCGAUUCAACGUCAACCAUUCAUAUACCCACUAAGCUGUUUAUGGAACCUGCGAUAAAGGGACAUGAAGACUUAAAUUGUCCUGCAUUCUCGUUUUUGGUCACAAAUAGUACUGGAGAUAGACAUGUCUUGUUUGACUUGGGGAUUCGAACAGAUCACAAGACAAAUUAUCCGAAACAUCUCUCGGAUAGAUUGAGUAAAAUUUGUACAAUUGAAGUGGAAAAAGAUGUUGCUGACAUCUUGGAAGAAUCAAAGGAUGAUUCUUUACCCAAACCAAAAGAUAUUGAAUCGAUCAUUUGGUCACAUCAUCAUUUCGAUCAUACAGGCAAUCCACAAAAGUUUCCAAAGCAUACUUCAUUAGUCGUCGGGCCAGGAUUCAAAAAAGGAAUUUUACCCGGUUAUCCAGCCGAUGCAGAAAGUCCGAUCCCAUCGGAAAUGUGGGAAGAUCGUGAAUUGAUUGAAAUUGAUAUGAAAGAUGCGAAACGGGGAAAUAUAAAAAUUGGUGAUUUCGAUGGCUUUGAUUAUUUUGGCGAUCAGUCGUUCUAUUUACUCUACACUCCAGGUCAUGCUCCCGGUCAUAUUGCUGGCCUUGCUCGUGUUACACCUUCAACAUUUGUCUUUAUGGGCGGUGAUGCUGCUCAUCAUGGUGGAGAAAUUAGACCAAACGAAUUCAGAAGCUUACCAGAAACGGUACAAGUACCAUCCAGCAAGCACUUCAGUCAAACAUCAUGUCCUUGCAGUAUCUUGGAGAACUUACAACCGGAAGACAAGGGGAAAAGCAAACCAUUCUAUGAUCCAACAGAAGGGUUAUGUGAAAAUAAAGAAGACGCACUCUCCACAUUGAGGGGAAUAGGAAAGUUAGACAGCACCGAAGAUGUCUUUAUCAUCUUAGCACAUGAUCGAACGUUGCGAGGUCAUCUACCGCAAUUCCCAAACAAGAUUAAUGAUUGGAAAGAACUCGAUUUAGCGAACAAGUACAGAUGGACAUUCAUCGAUGAUUUCUCACAGGCUAUAGAUGAGCAUGCCAAAUGAAUAAAAUUGUUCGUAUAAAGUGAACUAUGCUACAAAGUUUGUUGGGUAUCCAAAUGUUGUUUUUUCUUUAAGGUAAUAAUUUUGUUUCUCCCGGAACGGCUGCUUCACGAUAAGGUUUAAGGGAAACAGGAAUCGCUCCAGCAUAUCCUACAUCUCCAUGUGCACUUUCCAAUUUUUUCGUUAUUUUUCCAACCAUUUUUGCAAUCCAACGAUCAUUGGCAGCCGCAUUAACGGUAACCUUUUUGACACUUUCACGUAAACCGGUAUUGACUAGAUUCUUGAAAUCUUUCAGGCUUCUCACUUGGGUUUCAGUUACUUCCUCGUAUGCUUUUUCAAAUUCGAUAAUUUUGCUCGCUUUUA
Messenger RNA from Meira miltonrushii, 1471 nucleotides. RefSeq lists its product as uncharacterized. The record is from RefSeq and is a predicted model, not a curated record. The transcript has a single exon. Lineage: Eukaryota; Fungi; Basidiomycota; Exobasidiomycetes; Exobasidiales; Brachybasidiaceae. The coding region runs from base 14 to 1111 and encodes 365 amino acids.